AACAAAACCGGAAGUGAAAUAAAAUCAGCUGCCACCGGCAAAGUGUUGACCUUUACUGUCCUAGUACCUGGACACUGGACUGACAUUUAAAUCAUAAAUAUUCACAAACAGCUAGAUAAAGAGAGAUUCUAAGCAGAAAUGACGAAAACAGAUGUGGUACCCCAGAAACCACUUCCUGCUGUUGCUAGAUUCUUUUUCUAUGGUCUACAUGGACUUUUUGAUGAGAUUGUCUUCACAGCUCUGUUUGACCUAUUUUUAGAACCUCACGGCAAUGCACAACUUAAAGGCUACACAACCAUUUACUCCUUCUUCAUUUAUGGUAGUUGCAGCUUAGUUGUAGAACGACUAUAUGUUUACUUAUACUUGAAGCAUGGCAUUCCAUGGUAUACGAGAACAGCUAUCUAUCUCCUAGUAUUAUAUACAUGGGAGUUAUCUUUCGGCCUGGUUCUACGACAGUUUGAUGCCUGUUCAUGGGAUUACAGUCACUAUGAUUACAACUUUAUGGGUCUGAUUACCCUUGAAUAUGCACCAGGAUGGAUUGUACUAUGUCUAUGGCAGGAUGUUAUAGCUGACUUUCUUCUUAGUCUUUCAAUAAAUGUAAAAAGUGAUGAAAACAACGACAAAAUUAAGGCAGCAUGAUAAACUCUUACUGUGAUAUUUUUUUUUAUACAUUUUACAGAUGUAGGACUUAUUUAAUAACUAAGGUGUUGUAGGACUUAUUUUUAAUUUAAGUGUAAGCUUUCAUUUCAAAGAAAAAUGAAAAAAAAUUCUGAAUUUCUAGAACUGCCUUUAGAUACUUUAACCAUUUUAGAUUAACAGAGUGAAAGUAUAAACAAAAAAGGAUUGUAAUGAAAGAAUUUGUAGAAGGAUGUUAAAUACUCUGCAAAAAGAUUGACAUUUUAAAAAGUAAAAAAUAAAUCAUGAAUAUAUGUUUGUCAUUUUUUGUGUUGUUUGUGUGCUGUUUCAUUUAUUUGUUAGAUUAAUGACCAAGCAAUUUACUUUGCAGAGAAGAUAUAUAUAUAUAUUUUUUUAUAGUGUUAGUAUUCAAGUACAUUUCUUUUACUCAUAUUGUAAUAUUUCUUUGUUUAUUUUUGAGAAAACUAUCAACCUUUGGGAGGAAAAGCAGAAAAUUCUAGUCAAUUUAGAAUGUAGUCAAGUCCACCUGACAGGUUUGUGAUUCGAACCCACAACCUCAGUGUUAACAGGCUAGUGAUAGAGAAGUUUUACUUACUAAGACCACUCGGCCACCAGGGUCCCACACUGUAUAAUAAUGACAGCUUUUGGAUUAUUAAAAUUUCGUUAAAUAUCAGUAUUAGUCCUUAUGAAUCUGAUCUGAUAUAUAUGCUGUAUAGCCUACAAACUACUUAAUACAUUUAAGGAAAAACUAUAAAGAUUUCCAAAAUCCUUUAAUUUUGCAAUUUACCUGCAAGCAAAGCCUGUUACCAAAAAAAGAUAUUAUGUCAGAAGAUAGAUUAUGUAUAUAAGGAUACUCACUUUAGUCAUUGUUUUCAUAAGGUUGUUCCUUUGGGGAUCCAGAAUAUCAAAUGGCAGUCCUCUUAUAUUUACUUUUUUUAUUAUUAAAUUCUGUUGUUGAUUCAAUGUUAGAACAAUCCAAUGAAACUAUUCAUUCAGUUUUGACUCUGUGUCCAUUCUUACUCAUAUUUAUAAGAACACAAAAAGACAUAUAAAGCUAACUUUUUUCUAACAGUAUUUGUACCAGGAUGAUAUUUGUGUAUUGUUGAUAUCUGUAGUCAAGGUAGUCAAGGGAACAAUAUGCAUGAGUAUGAUUAAAUUAUAUUGUAAAUCGGCAUUAUUGUAAGAUUCUAUAGCAUUAUAUUUUAAGCCCAUAAAACUUUCAUUCUUUUUCUCCAAUGUUUUUUUUUUUCAUUUUCAACUUUAAUAUGAUAUAUUGCAAUCAUAUUAUAUGCAAUCAGAUGUUAUUCUACUUGUCUGAAUGUUGUUAUAAAUACUGCUAACAUGUUAUGUUUAUGUUGACUUGAAUUUGUAUUGUUUUUUUUAUGUA
Mytilus trossulus (common blue mussel) is the source of this 2023-nucleotide messenger RNA. RefSeq names its product transmembrane protein 229A-like. The transcript has 2 exons. Lineage: Eukaryota; Metazoa; Mollusca; Bivalvia; Mytilida; Mytilidae. Bases 139 to 639 code for a protein of 166 amino acids. The record is from RefSeq and is a predicted model, not a curated record.